Vigna radiata var. radiata (mung bean) is the source of this 504-nucleotide messenger RNA. Its product is annotated as protein FAR-RED IMPAIRED RESPONSE 1-like. Bases 1 to 504 code for a protein of 167 amino acids. The record is from RefSeq and is a predicted model, not a curated record. The transcript has a single exon. Lineage: Eukaryota; Viridiplantae; Streptophyta; Magnoliopsida; Fabales; Fabaceae.
AUGCAAGAAGCAAAUAAAUUUUAUUCAGACUAUGGAAAAAGAUGUGGUUUUGGCAUACAAACAAGAACUUCUAAAAAAGACGACAAUAACGAAGAGUUAAGAUUGGUUUGUUCAAGGGAAGGUAAAUAUGUUUCGAGCAUUCGUCCAGAAGUGAAAACUCUGCCCAGUCAGACUAAUCAAUGCCCUGCUGGAGUAACAAUUACCCGUAAAGAUGACAAAUGGUUUGUAAGGAUUGUAGUUCUAGACCAUAAUCAUGAGCUUUGUCCACAAACCUCAAAUCUAAUUCGUGCCAAUAGAAAAUUGAACAUGCAUGCGAAGCACACAUUGGAAGUGAAUGAUGAUGUGGAUGUGCGCAUUAAUAAGAGUUUUCUUAGCAUGGUUGGUGAAGCUGGUGGAUAUGAAAAUAUGCAAUUUAUGGAGCGAGAUGCUAGGAACUUCAUCGGUCAACAUAGAAGAUCACUGUGUAAGGAGGGUGAUAGUCAAGUGCUGCUACGUCACUUUUAA